Galleria mellonella (greater wax moth) is the source of this 1869-nucleotide messenger RNA. RefSeq names its product UDP-glycosyltransferase UGT5-like. The transcript has 9 exons. NCBI's taxonomy places the organism in Eukaryota, Metazoa, Arthropoda, Insecta, Lepidoptera, Pyralidae. The record is from RefSeq and is a predicted model, not a curated record. Bases 236 to 1801 code for a protein of 521 amino acids. Gene Ontology annotation, molecular function: UDP-glycosyltransferase activity.
UAAAAAAGAAGACUCGAGGUCAAAUGACGUACUGCAACUGCUGUGGCGAGAAACCAAAUCUAUAAUACAUUUAAACUUCAUUCGUGUUGGUCGUUGCGUGUAGUGUGCAUCAUUAAAGUAUCAUUAGUUUUAACUAUAAAUUUAUUCUUAUUAAUAAUAAUUAAUUUUUGUGAUAAUAAAUCAUCUGAUUCAAAGGAUUUUGAGUUAAUGUGAAAACAUUUUUAUUGAUGAAAAGAUGGGCAAGUGGCUAGGCCUGUUUCUUGCUGUUGCAGCAUUUUCAAACAUAUGCGACGCAUACAGAAUAUUGGUUGUAUUCCCUUUGCCUGGCAAGAGUCAUAAUAUAUUAGGAGUUAAUAUUGUUAACCAUUUACUGAAGGCUGGACAUGAGGUUACAUACGUUACGCCAUUUCCUGUCAAGAACCCUCAUCCAAAAUUACAACAAUUAGAUGUCAGCGAUAAUUUUGACUUAAUGGACGAAAAAAUGUUGAAUGUGAAGGCAUUGUUAAAUAAAGAAAUCAGCUUUAGUAAUCCUAUAAAAAUGUUUACAUUCACAAUUGAAUUAUUUGAAAAAACCGUUCAAAAUCCUAAUGUUGUGAAAGUGUUCAAUGACACUAAUCAGAAAUUUGAUGCAGUGAUAUCUGAAUGGAUGUACAAUGAUGCUUAUUCUGGGAUUGCUACUUUGUUCGAUUGUCCUUUCAUCUGGCUUUCCACUAUCGAGCCACAUUGGAUUAUACUUAGUUUGAUUGAUGAAAGUACAAAUCCAUCUUAUGUGCCAGAUAGUUUGUCAAGUAAUAUACCGCCAUUCAAUUUCAAAGAACGAGUCAGUGGAUUAUUCUUCCAGCUUUUAAGUUCAGCAUUUAAAACUUUUUACUUGAAUGGCGUCAUUGAAAGAGAAUUUGAAAGAUUGCUCGGGCCCUAUUUAACUAAGAGAGGAAAAGCUAUUCCUUCAUUCAGUGACGUUAAUUACAAUGUGUCUCUAGUUUUGGGAAAUUCUCACGUAUCUUUAGGACAAGCAAUAAGAUUACCCCAAAAUUACAUACCUAUUGGAGGAUACCAUAUAGAUCCUGAUGUAAAACCAUUACCAGAAGAUCUGAAAAAAAUAUUGGACAAUGCGAAAAAUGGCUUAAUAUACUUCAGCAUGGGAUCGAACCUAAAGAGUAAGGAUCUUCCAGAUGAACUAAAACGUGGAUUCCUCAAUAUUUUUAGUAACUUGAAACAGACAGUGCUAUGGAAAUUUGAAGAAGCAAUUCCUGAUUUGCCCAAAAAUGUUCAUAUUGUGCAGUGGGCUCCACAACCUAGUAUAUUAGCACAUCCAAAUUGCAUUCUUUUCAUCACACACGGUGGACUUUUGUCUACGACAGAAACAGUUCAUUUUGGAAAACCUAUUAUUGGAAUCCCUGUAUUUGGUGAUCAGUUCACUAAUAUCGAAAGAGCUGUGAAUAAAGGAUUCGCUAUAAAAGUAACUCUGUCUUACACAAUGUUGGACGAGUUUAAAGUUGCUAUUGAUGAAGCUCUGAACAAUCCCAAAUACAGAAACAAAGCGAAAGAGCUCUCAGCCAUUUACCACGACCGUCCCGUGUCUCCUGGUAAAGAGUUGGUGCACUGGGUGGAGCACGUGGUGCGCACGCGCGGCGCGCCGCACCUGCGCUCACCGGCGUUGCACGUGCCUUUCUAUCAGAAGUUCUAUUUAGAUUUAUUGGGAAUUAUUGUAGCAAUUCUUUCAGUAAUAGUAAUUGUAUUAAAACGAGUAUUAAAAUUGAAGUGUAAGAAAAAAGAAAAUCUGAAGAAGAAGAAGAACUAAUAGAUUCUUCUAAUUAAUUUGCUAAUUAUUAUGUAUGUUUAAAAUAAAUAUUAUUUCAAGUAAUCAAA